GAGACUCAGCACUAUCCCAUAAUUGAACCGUGCCUGUUGAUGAACCUCGUGUAAUCAUUCUGAAUUGGAUCCAGAUCUUUACACCUGAUGGUUUGGAUCGGAUGGAUUAUUUACCCACCAAUGUGCCGGAUCUUUUUCUUAUUUAAAAAUAGAUAAAGUCCAGAUUCAAGGGCAUUGCCAUUUAUCGCCAAGCUGCCAACGCUGUUCUGAGUUCUGACUGUCACACUCCGGUCUCUGCGUCACCUUCCUGGCCCCAACUCCGACCGAAGACGGAGAAGACAGACGUAGACGCACGUCUAUAUAGGAAUAGUCUUCAUUAUUUGUAAAAAUGAGACAGCAGGCACAGUAUGGUGAUCCAUCGUCCAAUGCUUAUGUUGCUGCUCAGAUGCAUCACAUGGCUGAUCAGAGGAUGGAAACCAAGCCUAAUAAUUUUGAAGAACAGCUCGAGGCCUUCACUCCAGAGAGAGAGAAUCCAUACGCAAAUUCCAAGCCAGAGGUUCAGCGAAGAUGGGAAAUGGAUGGAUCAAAUAUGAUGAAUUCGAUGGCAUCUUGUCAAGGGGGUGAUGCUCCAAGAUCCUUUUUUCAGGAUCAGAGGCCGGAUCAUAAGAUAGCUUUGCAGAAUCAAAGCAAAAACCUCAGAUCUCUGGUCCAUAAAGAAGACACAGAUGUUAUAUAUGAGGCGAAUAAUUUAUCACAAACUUAUGAAGGUCUUGAGCAGAGGUUUCUGGAUGACAUUCUAAAGCUAUCCAAAGAACAGAAUGAUGCUGAAGAUGUAGAGAACGCCAGGCACAGAGAGAAACUAAAUGCUAUCAAUGCUCGGUAUGAAGAAAAAUUGGCGGCACUUCGAGCUCAGCAUGCUGGCAGGAGAAAUGAGUUUCUUCAAAGAGAAUCCAAAGCAAGACAACACCAAUACCAGCAAAACAUAAGAGAUCCUCACCCAAGUAGUGGCAUGCCUCCCGGCGAUCCUUGUGGUUACAAUUCUGCUAUUGCUUCCACGGCAGUUGGAGAUAUGCAAAUGCAACGUGGCUAUGCAGCCGAUCCCUACGAUCGAUAUGGGGAGCGUAGUCGAUUUCUUGGAGGAGGUGCAAGAGUUCAAGAAUUUGAGCCUAGAGGAUCAUAUCCUGGGGGCCGUGUUUAUGACACUGGAUCGCGCCACUACAACUGAGUUGCCAUAGCCCAUAGGUUCAAAUUAAACUGCUUAUAUAGAUGUAUCAGUGAUAUGCUCAAUCUGUGUCUACGAAACUGUAUCUUACGCAUUUAUUUCCCAUAACGAGGAUUUCUGGCUAGCUCUAUAUAAAUCAAGCUGUGAAAGUAUAUUAAUAAUCCUUGGGGAAUUUAUUGAAGUAAAUUUUGACAUGAAAAUAUUUUUAUUUUCCUGGAUCAGAAAGACAAAAGGACCAAGCCAAUGACAUUCUUUGUCUGGCCUUUGUCUAGUACCGGAGAUUAGAAUGCAAUGCAGAAUUAUUCUUUUAA
Molecule: messenger RNA, 1473 nt
Organism: Neltuma alba
Lineage: Eukaryota; Viridiplantae; Streptophyta; Magnoliopsida; Fabales; Fabaceae
Exons: 4
Coding region: 329-1165 (278 amino acids)
Source: RefSeq, a predicted model, not a curated record